AUGGCUAAACGCAUACGCAUGGAGGACUCAGUCGUAGACGUCCCUAAUAAACGCAGACGCAUGGAAUCAUCAGUUGCUGAACGCGUCGUCCAGCAGGAGCUCCUCCCAAGAGAUGUUCAAUUUCAGAUCCUCUCAAGGUUACCGGUCAAGCCGCUGAUGCGCUGCAAGCUCGUAUGCAAGUCAUGGUCCUCUCGCAUCCGUGAUCCACUCUUUGCCAGGGCUCACCAAACCAUUCACAAGAACCAACACACGACUAACCUUUUCCUCACCACCUGUAACCCACACACAAAAGAACCUAACAACUUGUUCUCGAUACAAGUCAAGCAUGAUGAAUCAGGGAAUCUAACUAGUACGCCUCCGGUUCACCUUGGUAGCACUUCAUAUUUAAUGGGGUCUCCAUUUUCUACGUCCACCUUUGUGCUUUCAGCCGGCGUUGUCUGUCACUACAGUGAUGAUGAUGAACCUGUUCAUAUAUUCAAUCCCUGCACCCGAGAGGUCCUUACUAUUCCAAUGCAGCGCUCAUCGAACCGUGUCAGUCUUGGAUUCAGUUCUCUUACAAACGAGUACAAGGUUCUCCGUGGAAGAAAAUCGCCGUUUGAAUCGUACAAGUUGGAGAUUUUAAGUCUAGGUGGUGGUGGUGGUACGUGGAGGGAUCUACCGGAGAUUGACUAUCAAGAACUUGGUCUUGUUCCUAAUCUUUUGGAUUUCUCGAAAUAUUAUUUGUGCAUCCAUGGGGCCUUACAUUGGAUACAACCUGCUACGAAUAAUCGACCUACUCUCUUGGCUUUUGACGUUGGACAAGAGAUAUUCAGGGUAAUCCCAUUCCCCCUGAAUAAAAACAGGAAUUGGGGACUUCGUUUAAUUCAGGUGAACGGAUGCUUGGCUGUGUUUGAUGUAGAUGUACAAGAAUAUUCUACGGCAAUGGAUUUCUGGAUUUUGAAGGAUUACCAGAAUCAAGUUUGGUUCAAGGACAGUAUCAUCUUUCCUGAACGACGGAACGAUUUGGGACUCCCUCGGCCUGUUGGCUCAAUCCACACAGGAGAGCUCCUGCUCACUCCGACUCCGACGUCUCAGACCGGCCACGGCUUCGUGCAUCUUUACGAUAUGAAACUUAAAACGUAUAAUAAAACUGAAAUCGUGUUACCCGAGGGUUCCGUAAUAUCAGCUGCAGGUUACGAUGAAACCAUAUUCCCCUUGAAACAAUAA
Fragaria vesca subsp. vesca is the source of this 1206-nucleotide messenger RNA. RefSeq names its product putative F-box protein At4g38870-like. The transcript has a single exon. The record is from RefSeq and is a predicted model, not a curated record. Gene Ontology annotation, molecular function: protein binding. Lineage: Eukaryota; Viridiplantae; Streptophyta; Magnoliopsida; Rosales; Rosaceae. The coding region runs from base 1 to 1206 and encodes 401 amino acids.